Molecule: messenger RNA, 2134 nt
Organism: Arachis ipaensis
Lineage: Eukaryota; Viridiplantae; Streptophyta; Magnoliopsida; Fabales; Fabaceae
Product: serine/threonine protein phosphatase 2A 57 kDa regulatory subunit B' kappa isoform-like
Biological process (GO): signal transduction
Cellular component (GO): protein phosphatase type 2A complex
Molecular function (GO): protein phosphatase regulator activity
Source: RefSeq, a predicted model, not a curated record
UGAACAUAUAAAGGUUAGAAAGAAACACCUGUAAUAAUAGCCUUGUUAAGUUUCUGAGUUUCAUGGUGGUGAAUGGUGAUGAUUCAUUAUCAUUAUUCAUUAACAUUAACACAACAAAAAGAAAAAAUAUUAUAAAAAAAAUCACAGCGACUAAACAGAAAAAUAUUAUAAAAAAAAAAUCGUGAUAUGCAAAUGCACACUUAAUUAUUUCUCUUCUACUCAUCAUUAUUCUUGAAAAAUAAUCGAUUUUUCACCAUUGCAAGCUUCAAAUUCGCGAAUUCACCACAACGCAUUCCAAUUCCCCAAAUGAAUCUCUUCAAAUCAGACGUAAUUCCCGCAUUCCUUCCAUGAACGAGAUAUAGGGUUCUUGCAACCUUGUUCUUCCCCUUUCACGGAAGAAAAAGAAAACAAAAUCCAUAAGGUUGGCUAACCACAGUUCCAAACCGAAAAUGUUCGACCUGUAUUGAUUCUACCCUUGAUGGGUUCCUCAAAAAGAUUCUAACUUUACCAGAUUCACCAACUAGGUAGGCACAAUGUUCAAGCAAUUCCUCAGCAAGCUCCCUCGCAACAAGAAGCUCGAUGCUGAUGAGUCAAGCCAAGUUAAUUCAUCCUCUGAGCCAAGCUCCUCCAUGGACAUCCCCGAAUCCCCACGUGCCGCUGGUAAAAACCACCAUACAGACCGUGGCAGCUCUUCCAACGCAAAGCGGGCGUCUUCUAUUUUUCCAGAAAGCGCCAUUUCAGGGAUUGAAGCCUUGAUCCCUUUCAAGGAUGUUCCACCCUUGGAGAAGAUGAACCUCUUUGUUAGCAAGCUCAACCUUUGUUGUGUCACCUUCGAUUUCACCAACCCAAGUAAAAACACUGUCGAAAAGGACAUAAAAAGAAGAACUUUGAUUGAACUCGUUGAUUUUGUAGCUUCUGGCUCUAUUAAAUUCACUGAGCCGGCUAUUCUAGCAAUGUGUAGAAUGUGUGCCAUCAACUUAUUCCGUGUUUUCCCACCAAAUUACCGGUCUCGGCAGUUGUCCGGUGGAUCCGGUGGCAGAGAUGGCGAGAAUGAUGAUGAUGAGCCAUCUUUUGAUCCUUCUUGGCCACACUUGCAAAUUGUGUAUGACUUGUUGCUUAAGUUUGUUAGCUCCCCUUGUCUUGAUGCAAAGGUGGCAAAGAAAUACAUUGAUUGUUCAUUUAUUUCGAGAUUGCUAGAGUUGUUUGAUUCAGAGGAUCCUAGGGAGAGGGAUUGCUUAAAAACCAUAAUGCAUAGGGUUUAUGGUAAAUUCAUGGUGCACAGGCCUUACAUAAGAAAGUCCAUUAACAAUGUGUUCUUUAGGUUUGUGUUUGAAACUGAGAGGCACAAUGGGAUUGCUGAGUUGUUAGAGAUCUUUGGAAGCAUAAUUAGUGGUUUUGCUUUGCCUUUGAAGGAGGAGCACAAGAUCUUCUUAUGGAGGGUGUUGAUCCCCUUGCACAAGCCCAAAUCCCUGGGGGUAUACUACCAGCAAUUGUCCUAUUGCAUCACUCAAUUUAUAGAGAAAGAGCCAAAGUUGGCGAGUACCGUCAUUAGAGGAUUGUUGAAAUAUUGGCCUAUAACCAAUAGUCAGAAGGAGGUGAUGUUCCUUGGUGAAUUGGAAGAAAUUCUGGAAGUGAUUAACAUGGUAGAGUUCCAGAAGGUCAUGCUGCCGUUGUUUUGGCGAAUUGGAUGCUGCAUUAAAAGUUCUCAUUUUCAGGUAGCUGAAAGAGCCCUUUUCUUGUGGAACAACGACCACAUCGUCAACCUGAUCGCUCACAACCGUCAGGUAAUCUUGCCGAUCAUAUUACCGGCAUUAGAUAGGAAUUGUCAAGCCCAUUGGAACCAGGCAGUUCUCAACUUAACUCUCAAUGUUAGGAAGAUAUUUGUAGAGAUGGAUGAGAAGCUGUACGUUUCGUGCCUUGCUCGGUUCAAAGAGGAAGAAGCAAGGCAAAGCUCGGAAGCCGAGAAGCGGAAGGAAGCAUGGAAACAACUCGAGAAAGCGGCUGGUGUCCGACCAGAGAUUGGAAACACAACUGUUUUAGUUUAGUGUCUCCAAUUUGAUAACCUUACAAAACUGUAUGUAUCAUAGACCCUCAAUUACAUCUUUUUUCUUUCAUUCAUUUAUUUUUUAAUUUU